CGCAGCCUCGCCAUGGUGGACUCCCCCACCGGGAGGAAGACCUUCGUGGUCCCGGAGAUUAAACCGCCCGACCUGUACGACUGUGCCAAGGCGAGGAUCUGCGCCAGCGUCGGGUGGCUGCUGGCGAAGUCCUACGGAAGCUCAGAGAAUGUCCCUGCAGAGCUGCGUGACCCCUUCUACUGUGACCAGUAUGAGCAGGAGCACCUUAAACCUCCAGUCACACGCCUCCUGCAGUCCUCCGAACUUUACUGCCGCACCUACAGCCUCUUACUGGGGGGCGCUGGAGCUGAGGCGCAGCCCAAAGACAACAUCGCCCUGCUGGAGCUCCUCACUCAGAAGGGCAUCGUCUCCAAAGACAAGGACACACUAGUGACUGAUGCAGACCUCCGUCGUAAACCCAUCAAAAUGAGCGCCCACCUUGCUGUGAUAGACGCCCUGAUGACAGCGGGAGCCAUGGAGACGGUGGCUGCGGUGAAGACGUCUGGUUCGGCCGAGUUGCUGGGCGGAGCUGCCAGCUGGGAGGAGGCUCUGCUUCAUUGGGUUAACGGGUUAAAUCAGAAGAUGAGAGAACUUACAGAGGAACCCCAGAAUGACUCGUCUCAGGCUACAGAGCCCCAACCUCUUCAACCCUCUCUCCGCUACAGGAAGGAUAAAAUUCAGUCCAAACAAACAGCCAUCUUCCCAGUGGUGAAUGAAGUCAAAGACCUGUCCAGUGGUUGUGCCAUUGCUGCUGUCAUACAUUACUAUUGUCCUGGACUGCUAAGACUUGAAGAUGUUUGUAUGAAGGAUUCCAUGUCUGUAGCAGACAGCCUGUACAACCUGCAGUUCAUUCGUGAAUUCUGUGACAGCUGUCUGAAGAGCUGCUGUCACUUGGCACUGGAGGACAUGAUCUACACCCCACAGGAGCUUCAGGUCAACUGGCUGAGCUUCCUGGGAGAACUACUGAGCUGGUUUGAAGUACAAAAGCCAGACUUUGUUCAGCCAAUAAACACGUUGGAUGGUUCCACACCAGUAACACCAAGUAGCUUGACUGGAAACAGUACCUCCCCUUCUAUCUUCAAGAAGCCUUUUCUCCCUAUCUCCUCCCCUGCAUCAGGAUCUUUGACUCAGUCUACCUCAAUGUCUCAUAUAGAAGGAGUUGGAAAGACAUGGAGCAAGAGACCUCUCAGCCGACCCUUGUCAGCAGUGUCCUUCAGCAUCCCUUUUGGCCUGGACAGCGAUGUGGACAUUGUGAUGGGCGACCCUGUGAUCACCCGCUCUGUGAGCUCAGAUCAACUCAACCCAGCAGCCCAAAACAUCAUCCGCGUUCCCUACACCCCUACUGAAGACAUCAGCCAUUUGCUUAACAAACCCUCGGGCCCCAGUGGCCCACAGAGAGCUUCCUGGACCACACAGGCUCCCAGUAUUCCACGGUUGGCAGAGCAGAAUGGUCUUGCAGAGACUGAAACAGGAGAGCUGCCUACCAUUGAGGAGGCUCUCCAAAUUAUCCACAACGAGAGCAAAAUGGAGCCUCGUUUACACCCGGAUGGGGCGCCUGAUGGCUUCUACCUCCACUCUCCUGAUGACCCGGCUAGCUCGAGACACACCAGCAACAUGAGCUGCUCCGCUCCUUCCCGCUCAGGAAUGAUGUACCGGCCUACAGGAGAGUCCAGGGCCUCCGCUCGCACCAGGAACACUUCCGAAUGUUCACGAGAUGAUGACUCGGUCUUGAGAGACGGCAGUGUGGACUCAGAUGCAUCAGAAGACUUGCCUAAGGCCCGGUCCACUCCCAGCACUCCAGCUGCUGGUGCCCACUCUGCUAGGGGCCACGGCAAAGAGGAGUCGGACAGCGGUGUCAAGUUGACCAGCUUUGCAGAGCGCAAAAAGAAGCAGAUAAUAGAUUCUCCGAAAGCCAGGGACACCUCUUCUCCUCAGAUGACCACUUGGUCACAAAAGACUGAGGAAAGCCCCAGCAAGAGCCCACAACUCAAUAAUGAGAUGACCGAGCUGGGAGUUCGGCUUGAAGAAAAGCGCAAAGCUAUCGAAGCCCAGAAGAAACGCAUUGAGGCCAUUUUUUCCAAGCACAGGCAAAGACUGGGUAAGAGUGCCUUUCUGCAGUUAAAGAAGGAGCAGGAUGAGGGCGAGGGGGAAGGAGGGGAUGGCAAGGUCAGCAGCUCAUCCACAAAAGAGGAACUCUCUCGCUUGAACUUGGAAGAAAGGCUAGCUCACAUGGAGGCGGAAGACCAGCAGGACCAAGAUGAACAGCGCCCCUCAGUGAAGGAUGAGGGUAAUGUCAAAGGGGGGCUUCAGCCCAACAAACAGUUUAGUCACUCCAAAGAAAAGGCAGGUACACCAGGAGAGAAGGGCUCUGGGACCCCGGGCGAAAAAACGGUGGCUCCACUAGGGGACUAUAACAAUGCUGUGUCGAAGCUGACUGCAGCUCUCAGCUCCCUGCAAAGUGACAUGCACCGACUCACAGAGCAGCAGAACCAUCUCGUCAAGAAGAAAGCUGUGGGUUCCUGGGUUAUUCCAGCCAGCCCUAAAACCUCCACCCCUGCCCACACCCCUGCACGCAUGUCUCGAGAAUCCAACCGAGAUUUAAAUUCCGCCUCCUCCUCUCCUUCUCCAUCGCGUAGACUCACAAACCACGCCACUCCUCCUAAAUCUCCUCAUGCCCACCGUAGAGCCCAAUCCGUGCCCCCUAAAAGCCCCAAACACUACCAUAACAGUCAUCCCUCGGACACGAAGGUCCCGACCGUGUCAAGAGUUCUCGUCCCUCAUCAAAACGUUGACAGCAUGAACCACCGUCGGCGAGUGAGUCCCUGGCAGUCCCAAGUCCAGAAUUCAUCCUCAUUCUCCAUUGGGGACUCGAGCAGCCUAGAUGACCUGCGCUCGUGUGGACCAAGUCCAGUUCCCACGCCGGCACUGACCCCGGUACCGUUUCCUACCCUGACGCACCGUCCUGCCGCAGAUGACGCCCUGUCAGAGGUAGGCUCCAACGAUGACCAUAGCAUAUUCAGCAUGGACCUGGAAGGGUCUUUGCAUGGUCAUGCAUCCAGGCAUGGAGGUGGGGGCUGCAGCUCUGGUGCCCCAUCAGAGUGCUCCUUCGAGAGUGAUGCCCCGGCCGGGAUUGUGAAUGGCAAACGCAGCAGCCUGAUUGAGAUCCCGCUGUCUGCUCUGCAAGAUGGGGCCGAGGACGACCCGCUACCCGACGGCUUUUCAGACACAAUGAGUGACCGGACAGAACCAGAGACGAAAGGAGGGGUCGGUUUCUUUUUCAAGGAGGACACGGUGCGACCGGAGGACGAGAUGGCCCAGCGAAGAGCAGCUCUGCUGGAGAAACAGCAGAAAAGAGCAGAUGAGAUGAAGAAGCGCAAACUGGAACAGGAAAAAGAAAAAGAGCUAAAAAAGCCUCAGUGGAUGACCAUCGAGGGCUGGGGGAACAAGGGAGAGGACACACCACCCACCCCCGGCACCCCUUCAGCAUCACACCCCACACCAGCAGAGGGGACUCCCAAGCGCAGAGAUGACUUCACCAGGCAGGAGUAUGAACGGAGACACCAGCUGAAGAUCAUGGAAGACUUGGACAAGGUGCUGAGGCAGAAACCCACCACGGUCCGCGGUGUCAAGAAGCAGAGACCCAAGACUGUGUUCAGAGAUGACUCCGUACUCUCUCACAGCCCGGCCAAGGGUUUCACGGGCACCAGGCUGAACAAAGUGUACUCCCACUCAACCAUGAACCUGUCAUCCAUGGCGCAUGACUCUGGAGGCCUGUCGAUUAGGAAGUCUCCCAGCCGUUCACACUCUCCUUCCCGGCUAAUGUCGCCGGGACGAUCGGCGGCUAUGAAUGGAGAGAGAGACUGGGAGAAUGGCUCCACCAUUUCCUCCCCUGCCUCAAUCCCAGAAUAUACAGGACCAAAGCUGUACAAGGAGCCUACCUUUAAGUCCAACAAGUUCAUCAUCCAUAAUGCCAUCACUCGCUGCUGCCUGGCCGGCAGGGUCAAUGAACCACAGAAAAACAAGAUUGUAGAGGAUAUGGAGAAAAGCACUGCCAAUCAUUUCCUCAUCCUCUUCAGAGAUUCCAGCUGCCAAUUCAGAGCAGUUUACACCAUGAACCCUGAAACCGAGGAGAUGGUACGGCUCACCGGUAACGGCCCGCGCUUCAUCUCCCCCGAGAUGGUCGAGUCCAUUUACAAGUACAGCUCUGACCGCAAGCAGUUCACGGCCAUCCCGUCCAAAACCAUGUCCAUGAGCGUCGACGCCUUCACAAUCCCCGGUCACAUUUGGCAAAAGCGCCCAGGAACUCCCAAAAAGCUCGGCACCCCCAAAUAAAGACGAUGCACAGAAAAGAUGGGUGGAGAUGUUAUCAUUCAGGGAACCCACUCCCAGCAUGACUCCUAUUGUCCUGUAUUUUGGCCAGUGAGGCUCUUGAGGUCGUUCAUUAUACAGUUAGACUAACAAUGGACAGCAUGACUGAGAUAUCAACCUGGACCCCUACAGCAAAAACUCUACAUGCCAAGAAAAAGAGCCAGUCACUCACUCACUCACUCCUUCAGCCAUUGUAGUUAAAAUAGUUUCAAGAGCUUCUGAUUGGCGCUCGAUUGUAAAAUGUAAUCUUCUAAUUCUGCCAGGACGAAGAAGUCUCUCCCUCUUGCACCCUGCCACCCUAUGACUUGCCUUAUUCUGCCCCCAGAGUCAUUUUUCACAACUCUUAGGUAAGAAAAAGAGGAGACGACCAUACUGCCUUUGCCCGCUUAACAGUAUUUUGGGCUGAGUAGUUCCCCUCUCGAUUCUGCUUGCUUUUCCUUUUGCUGCCUUUUCUUCCAGCCCAUUCUCUCUCUCUCUCUCUCUCUCUCCAGUCGAAUGAGUCAAGCGGCUCAGCUCCCUGUUCUGAUCUCAGCUGAAAAUGAACAGCAGGUAAAACUGCUCUCAUAUGAAUGUAGGGCACACACUAACCGCUCGAUCCCUUCAGGGGUAUUUCUACCGAUUUUGGUCAGGAUGAGAAAGUACCAUAGGGGGUGGUUCCUCUGUGGAAUUGCACACGGAGAACCCGCUCGUGCUCCUCAGUCUGUGCACUCCACUCCACUUCCGCUCUCCUUCAGCUGUAGACAUCUGGAUGUUUUUUUUAAAUACUAUUUUGACAUGUUUUUUGCUGGACAAAUCACUUCAGCCGUUGAGAGCUGAGAGAAGAAUAAAAUUCAUGUGACUUGUUUCCUGUUAAAAUUGCUUUCUCAUUCUCGAUGUGAUGAAUUGAAACGUCAUCCGAGUCUAUCUCGAGAUAUGAUCCUGGAAAACAUGAAGGAGGGCUUUAUCGUGUUUACCAUUACUUGGAUACAGCUCUGUGUGAAAAUGAUAAUCAUUGCUAAUUUAAUAUAUACUGAAUGCUGAUUACUUUGAUUUUUUUUUUUUUUGACAAUGAUUUGUAAAAUGUAAGUUGACCUUUGUAAGCUACAAAUAAGCUAGCCUGCUGCUUGAGCAUUAGUGAGAUGGAUGGUUGAGAUGAGAACGAGUGAAUGAGAAUGAAUAGAAAUUGUCAAAACAGAUGGAAAUUGCUGAAACCUUUCGUCUAGGGAUUAAUAAACCCUUUAGGUCACUAGGAGUCUGUUUCCUGUUAUAUGAUUCCCUGUUUGUGUGUCGCGACAUAUUGAAAACAUUGUUUUUCUUAAUGAAGGAUAAUUACAGACUGUAACAGCCCUCAUCAUCCACUCAAUGUCUAGACUCAUGUAUAAAUGGGGGAAUGUAAACGCCAAACCGUUUUGUUUUUACCGAUAUCGCGGAGUGAAAGAAAACGAUUGACUCUGCAUCUGUUUUGUGAUCAGGUCAAAUUCACCAUAGGAUGUGUGGGAGUUUGGCUUCUUCUCUUCCUCGUGUGUUUGAGUGAGAUGUGAAAAAUGUGAUGAGCAGCAUUAAAAAAAACAAGAAAAAGGUAAAGUAGAUCAUUGAUUAAAAGCGUGCGUGGAGGAGUGCAUAUGAAAUACGUGGAUGUUUGUAUUUAUGUAUUUGUAAAGAGUAGUACAUGGUAGUUAACACUAUAUUUUUUGAUUCUGUGCAAUUCUCCCCUAGAAAUCCCCACAUCACCCAGAGAUGUAUUUAUUUGGUUUGCAUUAGAUGUUGCAUUUGAUGUUUAGUUUUCUGUUUCUACUUGUGUCCUUUUUUUGGUUACGGUCUUAAGUCACUCAUUCAUUUCAUGAAGGAGGUGUCAUACCAUUUUCCUACUUAUGCGUUAUCAAAUUUGUGCCAGCACACUAUGUAUGUUCAUUUCAUAAACUUGACUAUCCCUGCAACUGGACCAGACGAAUAAAAACCCUUUUCGAAUCA
Limanda limanda (common dab) is the source of this 6297-nucleotide messenger RNA. RefSeq names its product calmodulin regulated spectrin-associated protein family, member 3 (gene camsap3). Gene Ontology annotation, cellular component: microtubule minus-end. Bases 13 to 4311 code for a protein of 1432 amino acids. NCBI's taxonomy places the organism in Eukaryota, Metazoa, Chordata, Actinopteri, Pleuronectiformes, Pleuronectidae. Gene Ontology annotation, biological process: neuron projection development; negative regulation of microtubule depolymerization; cytoplasmic microtubule organization. Gene Ontology annotation, molecular function: spectrin binding; calmodulin binding; microtubule minus-end binding. The record is from RefSeq and is a predicted model, not a curated record. The transcript has 17 exons.